Molecule: messenger RNA, 1970 nt
Organism: Trichoplusia ni (cabbage looper)
Lineage: Eukaryota; Metazoa; Arthropoda; Insecta; Lepidoptera; Noctuidae
Product: lachesin-like
Exons: 8
Coding region: 1-1098 (365 amino acids)
Cellular component (GO): neuron projection
Source: RefSeq, a predicted model, not a curated record
AUGGGCAUUCACCCGCUCAACUUGUCAAAAUUAAUUAAUAUUAUUAUUGUUUUAGAAGUUCCACGCUUUGAAGAUAGCCUAAACAACUUGACUGUGUCGUUGGGCAGAGAGGCUGUUUUCACUUGUGUUGUCAAUGACCUUGGCUCCUACAGGGUGGCGUGGCUACGCGUGGACACGCAGACUAUCCUGACGAUCGCGACUCACGUGAUCACGAAGAACCAUCGCAUCGCUGUCAACCACAGCGACCGAAGAGUGUGGUUCCUGCACAUACACGACGUCAGACAGUCGGACCGCGGCUGGUACAUGUGCCAGCUAAACACUGACCCUAUGAAGAGCCAAACAGCAUAUCUAGAUGUAGUAGUGCCCCCGGACAUUUUGGACUACCCGACGAGUAGCGAUCAGGUCGCUCGGGAGGGGGCCAACGUGACGCUGCGGUGCGCGGCCCACGGCGUGCCGACACCCACCGUCGUGUGGAGGAAGGAAGCUGGCGACUUGUUGCCUACCACCAACUUUAGUGACACACAUAACUCUUCAGUGAACGGCGCAGUUCUCCAGCUGGUGAAGGUGUCGAGAUUACACAUGGGAGCAUAUUUAUGUAUCGCCAGUAAUGGAGUGCCACCUUCAGUCAGCAAACGCGUCAUGCUCGUCGUGCAUUUUCCGCCGAUAAUGACCAUACAAAACCAAUUAGUAGGAGCUAAGGAAGGCGAUACUGUACAUUUGGACUGCCAUUCAGAAGCUUUCCCUAGAUCGAUUAAUUAUUGGACGAUAAAUGAUCAAAUCAUAUCACAAUCGGACAAGAGGUUCGAGAUCACCGCCGUAGAGAGAGGCUACGAGGUGGAUAUGAGGCUGAAGAUAAAGAAAGUUGGGAGGAACACUUUCGGCACAUACAGUUGCAUAUCAAAGAACUCCCUUGGAGACACGGAUGGGACAAUAAAAUUGUAUUCACUGUCCGGCAAAUUUGAAGAGAUGCAGUACAACGAGGUGGGCGACUCCGAGGAGAGUCCUGACGUCAGUGAACUUGAAGCGCUCAAACGAAGCACAGCCGCCCGGCCGUACUCCUCGCUCGGGAUCUUUGUAGCCAUUUAUGUUGUAUUAUAAAGCUACUUUGUACAUAAAAUAUAUUGUUACAAUAAUAUUUUAUUUGGUGUUUCAUUAGCUACGGUUUAGAUUUCACCAAAAACAAUUAAGUAUCUGAUACCAGGCAUUAACUGACGGAAAAAUGGCAAAAAAGUUUCAUUUAAUUAUGGCAUAUAUAAUGCACUUUGCUACAUUGUUACUUAAUUCUAACAAUUCAAGGCAUUUACAAAUUAAAGCUUCAUAAAAUUUUCACCUAAAAAUAUAAAAUGCCGUGUUCAAAGAAUUGUAAAACAUGUUUCGGGAUUGUUUAAACGUGGCCGUCACUGGCGUCAUAUAUCAUGCACGGGGUGUCCCGGUACUUCUAUAUUUCAUGUACGUCGCCGGUCCGAGCCCGGGGAGGGAGCGACACCUGCGCUCGGGGCGUGGACGCCCGACGACGGCGGCGCAGCGGCGGGGCGUAGACUCACCAAACGAACCGCAGGCGAGGACGUCCUCACUACUACACGGCUUCAGGACACUGCGACACGAAUGUAAAUGUGUUACUCGAGACGUCCGAAGGUGUCACAUGACGACUGUUAUCUGACGUACGAACCAUUUUCUCGUACUACUAGCGGAAUUGUGCCCUCAUACUCGACGAAUAAUAGGUAUCAUUAGAAUUCAUUUCGCAUACACCCGAUACUCAUCGCUGUUGUGUGGCUUACCUCGUGUACCUAUUUAGUUUAUAUAACUACGGGAUUCAUGUACCGAUGUUACAUUAUGAUCAUAUCAAAAUAUUAACGUUAUUUAUAAACAUCCAACCCUUCUAGUCUAAGAUUUAUCUUGGUUAAGUCAAUAGGCAAGUUGGCUCGAGUUUCGAGUCCGACAUAAAAUAACUUGCUACUAACAUAUUCCAA